Molecule: messenger RNA, 6018 nt
Organism: Verticillium alfalfae VaMs.102
Lineage: Eukaryota; Fungi; Ascomycota; Sordariomycetes; Glomerellales; Plectosphaerellaceae
Product: conidial yellow pigment biosynthesis polyketide synthase
Exons: 5
Coding region: 1-6018 (2005 amino acids)
Biological process (GO): secondary metabolite biosynthetic process; fatty acid biosynthetic process
Molecular function (GO): phosphopantetheine binding; fatty acid synthase activity; 3-oxoacyl-[acyl-carrier-protein] synthase activity
Source: RefSeq, a predicted model, not a curated record
AUGGUCGGCACCAUGUCUUUUCUCCUCUUUGGAGACCAGUCGCUCAACACGCAUGCCUUCUUGGCCGAGUUCUAUCGUCUAGGGGCCCCAGGUAUCCUUGCCAAGACCUUUCUCGAACAGGCCGGCCAGGCUUUGAGGGAGGAGAUUGAUGGUCUGGGGAAACUGGAUCGCGCCCAACUACCCAUCUUUCGCACUCUCCAACAGCUUAAUGAGAGAUAUCACGCUCAGUCUCGCAAGCACUCCGGUGUCGACAGCGCCUUACUUUGUGUCGCUCAACUAGCUCACUAUAUCGAUCGAGCUGAGAAGGAACCUCAAGAUGUAAUGGCCCAUGAGGACACCUACAUUCUCGGUCUUUGCACUGGUCUGUUCGCUGCUGCAGCCGUGGCAUCGACGGCUUCUGUGUCUACCCUGAUACCCGUUGCCGUGCAGACGGUCCUGAUGGCAUUCCGAACCGGCUCGCAUGUCGCUUCAUUGGCGGAGAGGCUGUGCCCUGCUACUAAUCGGUCUGAUCCUUGGACGCACGUCCUGGUCGAUGUCACCGAGGCCGAUGUCACCAAGGCCCUCCAAAGCUUCCACUCCUCCUAUUCCGUACCCCCUCCUAGCCAGGCCUAUAUUAGUGCUGUGUCUACCCACCGUCUAGCCAUCUCUGGUCCUCCAACAACUCUCAAGGCGUUGGUUGAAAGCAAUUUAUUGGGUGCACAGUCGACAUCGAUCCCUGUGUAUGGGCCGUAUCACUCUGCCCACCUACACUCUGGUGUCGACAUUGACAGACUGUUAAGGCUUGACGACGUGAACGUUACUCGUCUUCUUGAGCAGACCAGGCCACGCUCGGCGGUCAUGUCUGGAGCUCGAGGCACCUGGAUCGCCAGCCUCGACACGAAGGAUCUUAUUCGUACUGUCACUCGAGAGUGCUUGACAGAGCUACUACAAUUCCACAAGGGACUUGAGCUCUGUGUUGAGACAGCGCAAGCUUUUGACGGUAGUAGCUGUCUGGUCGUCCCCUUCGGCCCAACAACAAACGCCGAGAGUCUCUCCAGUCUCAUCAAGCAAAAGACAGAGCUCACCGUCAUCACUUGUCAACCACCAAAAGUCACAAACAACAGUGACGCUCGUAUUGGCAAUCAUGGACCCAGUGGGAAGUGCAAGCUAGCCAUUGUGGGCAUGGCUGGUCGCUUUCCUGAUGCUGCAAGCCACGAAAAGCUGUGGGAGCUUCUGUCGCAGGGCUUGGACGUCCACCGUGUCGUACCAGCUGACCGAUUCAACAUCGAUACACACUAUGAUAUCACAGGUAAAGCCAUCAACACUAGUCACACCCAGUAUGGCUGCUGGAUUGAGAACCCUGGGUUGUUUGACCCCAGGUUCUUCAACAUGUCGCCGCGCGAAGCUUACCAGACCGACCCUAUGCAACGCAUGGCCCUAACCACGGCCUAUGAAGCAUUGGAAAUGUCUGGGUAUGUCCCGAAUCGGACAGCCUCGACCAGGCUUGACCGGAUUGGUACAUUUUAUGGCCAGACCUCCGAUGAUUGGCGAGAAAUCAAUGCCGCACAGGAAGUCGACACAUACUUCAUCACCGGGGGAGUACGCGCCUUUGGCCCUGGCAGAAUCAACUACCACUUCGGUUUCAGUGGACCUAGUCUGAACAUCGAUACAGCCUGUUCUUCCAGUGCCGCAGCUCUGCAAAUCGCAUGCACCUCGCUCUGGGCUAAAGACUGCGACACGGCAGUCGUUGGCGGCUUGUCUUGCAUGACCAACCCCGAUAUUUUCUCAGGACUCAGCCGUGGCCAGUUCUUGUCCAAGACUGGUCCCUGUGCCACGUUUGACAAUGGGGCCGAUGGUUACUGCCGAGCUGAUGGCUGCGCCUCCGUCAUCGUGAAGCGUCUGGAUGAUGCCAUUGCUGAUAAGGACAAUGUCCUUGCGGUCAUCCUGGGCACGGCGACGAACCAUUCUGCCGAUGCCAUAUCGAUCACCCAUCCUCACGGACCUACGCAGUCGAUCCUAUCAUCAGCCAUUCUCGAUGAGGCUGGCGUCGAUCCUCUUGAUGUUGACUACGUCGAGAUGCACGGCACUGGUACUCAGGCCGGUGAUGGCACGGAGAUGGUCUCUGUCACAGACGUAUUCGCACCUGCCAACCGCAAGCGUCCUGCAGACAGACCUCUGUAUCUCGGCGCUGUGAAAUCCAACAUCGGCCACGGUGAGGCUGCUUCAGGUGUGACAGCUCUCUGCAAGGUUCUCAUGAUGUUGCAAAAAAAUGCCAUCCCUCCUCACGUCGGCAUAAAGAAGGAUAUCAACAAGACCUUUCCUAAGGAUCUUGCGGAGCGAAACGUCAACAUCGCUUUCCACAUGACACCCCUCAAAAGGUAUGAUGGGAAACCCAGGAGAAUCUUCAUCAACAACUUCAGCGCCGCCGGCGGUAAUACUGGUCUCCUCCUUGAGGAUGGUCCUAGCCAGACGCCCACACAAGCGGACCCUCGCAGUGCUCAAGUCAUUACUAUCACGGCCAAGUCCAAGACGGCCAUGAUUAAGAAUGCUGAACAAUUGCCAAAGGUGGCCUUCUUGUUCACAGGCCAAGGCUCUCAUUAUGCUGGUCUUGGUAAGGACCUCUACGCCCACUACGCUGUUUUCAGAGACAGCAUCGAUGAGUUCAAUCACAUUGCCGAAGUCCAUGGCUUCCCGUCUUUUGUACCAUUGAUUGAUGGCAGCGAACCUGACGUCUCCAACCUAUCACCCGUGGUUGUGCAGCUUGGCCUUUGCUGCUUCGAGAUGGCUCUGGCCAGAUUGUGGUCUGCAUGGGGCAUCAGGCCCGCUGUGGUUCUGGGGCACUCUCUCGGAGAAUAUGCUGCGCUGAACGUCGCCGGCGUGCUGUCCGCGAGCGACACCAUCUAUCUCGUCGGCAGUCGCGCUCGACUUCUCGUUGACAGAUGCACUGCUGGUACCCAUGCCAUGCUCGCUGUGCAGGGCCCGGUUGGAACUGUCAACGAGGCUCUCGGUUCCGAAUCCUCCUCAGUCAACAUCGCCUGCAUCAACGGGCCUCGUGAGACCGUUCUCAGCGGUGAAGUCGACCACAUGAUGAGGGUUGCCACGCAAUUGGGCGCGUCUGGAUUCAAGUGCACCCAGCUGAAGGUUCCCUAUGCUUUCCACUCGGCCCAAGUCGAGCCAAUUCUUGACGAAUUUGAGCAUCUUGCCCGUUCCACCCGCUUCAUGCCUGCUCAGGUGCCUGUUAUCUCACCUCUUCUUGGUAAACUCGUUGAGCAUGAGCUUAUUGACUGUUCGUAUCUUCGCAAACAUGCCCGCCAACCUGUGGACUUCCUCGGGGGCAUCAUCUCGGCACAACAAUCAGGAGCAAUCAAUGAGAAGACCGUCUGGCUGGAAAUCGGCCCUCAUCCUGUGUGUGCCAACAUGGUCAAGGCCGCUUUUGGAGUGGCCACCAUUGCGGUACCCACGCUCCGACGCAGCGAGCCAACCUAUAAGACCUUGAGCAACGGGUUGUGCACUUUGCACACCGCAGGCCUGAGCCUUGACUGGAAUGAGUACCACCGGGAUUUCAGCGAGUCCACUCGUCUACUCAAUCUGCCCAGUUAUUCCUUCGACGAGAAGAACUACUGGCUGCAGUAUAGUGGUGAUUGGUGUCUCACCAAGAACCGAGGCUCGGCUCCGGCUAAGGCGCCUGCUCUUCUGGAAGCGCCGAAGCCUAAGCUCUCGACAACUUCAGUGCAUGCCGUCACCAAGGAGGAAAUCAACGGCGACAUCGUCAUCAUCGAGACCGAGACCAAUCUUUCCCGCGAGGAUACAAGAAACAUUCUUGAGGGGCACUUGUGCAACGGGACCCCUCUCUGCCCUUCGACGCUGUACGCGGACAUGGCAAUGACCAUCUGUGACUACGCUUACAAGCUGGCACGACCCGAGGCUGUAAAUAUCGGACUCGAUGUUUCCGAUGUGGAAGUUCCCAAGACAUUGAUCUUUGAUGAUAAGGUCGAAUCUCACAUGCUGCGCUGUACAGCAAUUACCAAUGUUACUCUUGGCCACGCUGAUCUUGUCUUCCACACUGGUGAAGGCCCAAAGAGGACUGAGCACGCGAAAUGCCGGGUCAACUUUGGCAACACCGAACAGUGGGCUGACGAGUUCGAGCGUGUCAAAUAUCUCAUCAGCGGUCGCGUUGAUGCCCUUGUCGAGGCCGAGAAGGUUGGGAAGGCUUCAAAGAUCGGCAGAGGCCUGGCCUACAAGCUUUUCACUGCCCUUGUGGACUACAACCCUCGUUUCCAGGGAAUGGAAGAAGUUAUUCUCGACAGCAGAACAUGCGAAGCCACCGCCAAAGUCUCUUUCCAGACAAGCGAGAAAGAUGGAAAUUUUUUCUUCAGUCCGUACUGGAUUGAUAGCUGCUGCCACAUAUCUGGCUUCAUCAUCAAUGGUACAGAUGCGGUGGACUCGCGCGAACAAAUAUUCAUAUCCCACGGUUGGGGCUCCCUCAAGUUCAUUGAAAAGCUCGAUGCCUCCAAGACAUACCGCUCCUAUAUCCGCAUGCAGCCGGUCAAGGACACCAAGGUUAUGGCUGGCGAUGCUUAUGUUUUCGAUGGCGACCGCAUCGUAGGAGUCUGUGGCGACGUUAGAUUCCAGUCGAUCCCUCGCAAGGUCAUGAACAUGGUUUUGCCCCCCCGCGGGCGCGCGGCAGCCGGCAUGAUCACUGGUGCUGCGCCCAAGGGUGUCUCCAAGCCCACAAUCGUGUCACCACCCAAGGCGUCUGCCCCCAAGACAAAAGCCUCGAAGCCGCUGACUUCCUCCAAUAUUCACACCGUCAACGCAAAGCUUGCCAAGCCCAUGUCAGUUGUGGCUGAGGUCAUGGAUAUCAUUGCUAAGGAAGUCGGCGUGUCUCAUGAUGAGCUUGCCGAUAACAUUGCCUUCACAGACCUUGGGUGCGACUCACUCAUGGCGCUCACCGUGGCUGGACGUAUGCGAGAGGAGCUCGAUCUGGAUAUCGAUUCUCAUGCUUUCGUUGACCACGCAACGGUCGGCGCUUUCAAGAAGUUCCUGGCCCAGCUCAAAGUUCAAGAUGAUGCCAGUCCUGUCCAAAAGACUCACAGCCGCUCUGGGAGCUAUGGGGCCCAAGACUCUGGUGUCUCAUGCGUCUCGGACUCAGAAUCGGACCUGACAUCUUCUGAUUCAGUUGUCACAACACCCCCAAACGAGAGUGACGAAACAUCACUGAAGGAUGGUGAAAGUCACGACAGCCUGCAAUCCAUUGUACGGUCUACCAUUGCUGCAGAAAUGGGCGUUGAUGUUGACGAAAUUAUCGCGGCUCCGGACUUGGCUGCACUUGGUAUGGAUUCGCUGAUGAGUCUUUCCAUUUUGGGCACACUACGAGAGCAGUCAGGUUUGGAUAUUCCUGGCGACCUUUUCGUCCUUAACCCCUCCCUGUCCCAAGUUGAGAAGGCGCUUGGAUGUGGACCAAAGUCGAAGGUAGCACCAGUAGAACCAGUAGCACCCAAAGUGUCCAGCAUUGCUCGCCCAGCCUCGCCGCCGGUCGCCCCUACACGGGUCAUCAACACCCAUCCCGGCAACACCACAGCAAGCAUCACCAAGCCCCCACCACCCAAGGAGAUCGUUGAUCAUUACCCCCAUCGCAAGGCUUCAUCGACUCUUUUGCAAGGUAGUACGCGAACUGCUACAAAGAAGCUCUUCCUGAUUCCCGAUGGUGGCGGUUGCGCGACCUCUUACACCGAGAUUAGCCAAAUCUCUCCUGACUGGGCCGUUUGGGGGCUCUUUUCGCCCUUCAUGAAGACUCCCGAGGAGUUCAAUUGCGGCGUGUAUGGGAUGGCUGUCAAGUUUAUCGCGGAGAUGAAACGUCGCCAACCGCAGGGUCCCUACCAUAUUGGGGGUUGGUCGGCUGGUGGUGUCAUCUGUUUCGAGAUCGUCAACCAGCUCACGAAGGUCGGCGAGCGCGUCGAUAACUUGAUCCUUAUCGACUCUCCUUGCCCCGUCAUUAUCGAGCCGCUCCCUCGAUCUCUGCACGCCUGGCCAAAAUGA